CUCUUCGAAGAAGGCGACGUCGUCCUCGCAUGGAACCCAGUGCCGCACAUAUCGGGGUUCGUUUUCUGCAUGGCUGCUUUCAUCUGCGGUGCCACGGUGGUGCCCUCGCAGAGUGGAUUGUCUCCCAAAGAAUUCGUUGACAUCAUCAACACACAUAAGGUUACAAGCCUCUGUGCAUUUCCUACUGCAUUUAGGCAGCUGGUCUUUCAACUGAAGGAAGGCCUGGUGCCAUCGUUGAAACGAAUCGUUAUGUGCGGCACAAAUUCUACCAAAGACCUGUACCAAAGAACACUGAAGGUGUUUCAGCUUGAGAGCCUCAGGAAUGGCUACGGCAUGUCUGAGGGCUUCGGGUUUCUUACCAUGACGCCGACAAACACUAUCGGAUAUCGCAGCGCAGGCGUCGCAUUGCCAUUGGUCGAGUACAAGAUUAUCGACAACACCACCGGUCAACAUCUGGGUCCCGGAGAAGUGGGCGAAAUAAUCUUCCGAUCGCCACACGUCAUGAGAGGCUACCACAACAGGCCGGAUGCAACUGCCCAAGUGCUCGACGAGCAAGGAUGGUGCAGCAGCGGUGAUGCCGGCUACUACGACAGCUACGGUAACUUAUACAUAGCGGAGCGCAUCAAGGACAUGAUCAAGUGCAUGGACCAGCAAGUUGCUCCCGCAGAAAUAGAGACCAUCCUCAACCAGCACCCACUGGUUCGCGAGGCCGCAGUUGUGGGCAUCGACCAUCCGGAACUUGGAGAAGCACCGACUGCAUUUGUAGUUGUCGAGCCUUCCGCCAGAGGGCAAGUCAGCGAGGAAGAGCUCGUACAAUUGGUUGCAGAGCAAAUGGUUUUUUACAAAAACUUGCAUGGUGGCGUAAUCUUUGUUGACCACAUUCCCACGACAGACACGGGAAAGUACCAGCGGAACAAACUGCGUCAAGAGCACUCAUGCCACCUCAAGAAACAGUGCUCGAACACUUGAAAUAUGCCUAUGCCAGUCUUUUGAGUGCAAGCUACGUGCCAUAGCAGUGAUUUUGUAAACAUACGCAUGAGCAUGGUCCUCCACUAGAAGUAGAUAAGUUUCAUCCAGGCACAUCGCUCCCUCCCUUUGUAUCAUUAUGAAAGACAACUACUUUAUUCGCAAUGAAUGCAAGAAGUGGCCGCGAUGACAUGCUUCUCAUAAUUUUUUGCGAAUUAAUGCUGUCUACAUGGAUGUAAAGGCGGGAGCAGGCAGUUCUUGGAAUGCGACAUCGGGAGUUCUUCGGCUGCCAUAAUCAUCUGAAACCUGCGUGGCUCAAACCCUGCACAUUUACCUAUGAUGUAACAGGUCAUACUAAACAAAGAUACGGACGGGCCUGACAUGCCUCCCUCCUUCCUAGACCAUUGCUUAUUGCACGAUAGUAAGUUGACUCAUUUUAUCUACAUCUGAAAGCCACAGUUGUGACUUAGAAUCGAAACCGAAACUAGUUUUUAUUGUAAGGUCGACUUACAACUGGGACAUAAAUAAAUGAGAAAUAAGGCACGCUAUGCGCACGUUCUAUGAUGUAAAAUUGCAUGUAUUCAAUGACCAAAAGAAGUCCCUUACUUGACUGUGGAUUGGGCUCUUUAGCCUGUUUCACGAUACAGAGGCGUGCAAUGAAUUUUUCAUUUGCGUAUUUGGACAGGAUUAGUCAGCUCAACAAACUUUAGCUGCACCUUGAAACCACACAAUGAGAGACUAUCAACUGGCGUCCCCACCAAAUAGACAAAAGACUGGGCCUGUUUCUUUUCUUUAUUUUUCUUUCUAUCUUAACGGCUUGUCUUUUUCUCUCUCUCUCUCUCCCUACUUGCAGUUUAAAAUCCCUACGCAGAGUAAGAAGUCAGCUAUUUGUUUAUGCCGGCUAAAUUUUCUGCUUUUAAAUAGAGAGUUCUCUCUCUCUACGGCGGGAUUACGUGAUUAUCUUUAUUUUCUAGCUCUAGCUGUAAAACAUACCACAUUUCCUCCUGUACAACUAGCACUUUUGCGAUCAACAGAAAAUUUUGCUAAAAAUGGUCCCUGCAUACUUUGGCAAAGCAUGCUUUUCUGUAGAGUUUUAAAGCAUUGCCAUGAAGCCAACCUUGCACACCUAAAUUUGUUAGUUUUUUUUUUUUGGUGCGAUAGUCUAUGAAUUUUUCUAAUGAAACGAGCUCGCACUCUUUAUUUAUUUGCUCUCCUUUUUUUUUUUGUUCUGUUUAUGCAAUUUUAUGAAGGUUGACGUACAAAGUCAAAUAUGUUGCUUUUACGUUGUUUUGCUGUUAUUGCCUGCUUUGCAAGUUACAGUUGUACAAUAAAGCCAAUUUCAAAAAACAAAA
Rhipicephalus microplus (southern cattle tick) is the source of this 2318-nucleotide messenger RNA. Its product is annotated as luciferin 4-monooxygenase. Gene Ontology annotation, molecular function: CoA-ligase activity. The record is from RefSeq and is a predicted model, not a curated record. NCBI's taxonomy places the organism in Eukaryota, Metazoa, Arthropoda, Arachnida, Ixodida, Ixodidae.